Molecule: messenger RNA, 546 nt
Organism: Malus domestica (apple)
Lineage: Eukaryota; Viridiplantae; Streptophyta; Magnoliopsida; Rosales; Rosaceae
Product: geranyl diphosphate phosphohydrolase-like
Biological process (GO): dGTP catabolic process
Cellular component (GO): cytosol
Molecular function (GO): 8-oxo-7,8-dihydrodeoxyguanosine triphosphate pyrophosphatase activity
Source: RefSeq, a predicted model, not a curated record
CACAAACUAAGUUUGAGAUCAAAACAUGGUUAACGGAAAAACACAGGGAGCGGUGCCGAAAGUGGCAGUGGUGGUGAGUUUGUUGAAAGGGAAGACGGUGAUGUUGGGGCGCCGCCGUUCCUCUCUUGGCGACUCCACUUUUUCCUUCCCUGGUGGCCACCUCGAAUUCGGAGAGAGCUUUGGGGAGUGUGCUGCAAGAGAAGUGAAGGAAGAAACUGGGCUGGACAUCGAGAAGAUAGAGGUGCUGAAGGUCACAAACAACAUAUUCGAAGACAAAGGCAAGCUGUACCACUACGUAGGGAUUUAUGUGCGAGCAAUGUUGGCAAGUCCAGAUCAAGAGCCCGAGAAUGUGGAGCCAGACAUGUGCGAUGGUUGGGGUUGGUAUGAGUGGGAUAAUCUACCCAAACCACUCUUUCGCCCUUUGCAGAAUGCGGUGGAUUCCGGAUUUAAUCCUUUUCAUGCAUUAUAAGUACUCUGUCCACAAAAUUUGUACCAUUAAUUUGAUUACCUCAAUAAAAAUGUUUUCUCAUGUUUGAGAAUUGAGAA